Arctia plantaginis is the source of this 1149-nucleotide messenger RNA. NCBI's taxonomy places the organism in Eukaryota, Metazoa, Arthropoda, Insecta, Lepidoptera, Erebidae. The record is from the annotation of a GenBank genome assembly.
AUGGCCAAGUCAGUAUUGGACUUGUAUGAAUUGUACAACUUGGUGGUUGCUCGCGGAGGUCUGGUGGAGGUGAUAAAUAAAAAACUUUGGCAAGAAAUAAUCAAAGGUCUUAAAUUGCCAUCCUCAAUCACAUCAGCGGCUUUCACACUACGCACACAGUACAUGAAAUAUUUAUAUGAGUACGAAUGUGACAAAAAUCACUUUUCUGUAAGACCUGAGUUGGAAGCCGCAAUAGAAGGUAACAAGCGCGAGGGGAGGCGCGCUUCGGGUCAAUUUGAUGCACAAGCCGCUUUAGCAAUGCACCCCCCAAUGAACCGUGGCAUACCUGCUUCACUGGCGCAACUCUCUCACCAUAUGCAGCCUCUUCCCUUGCCGCUCGGAGCGGUGGCGCCACGUAUGCCAAUGCCACCACACCCGCCGCAUAUACCGCCGCAUGAAAUCGAGUACAGAGUUCGAGAGUACCUGAAAAUGUUGCAACAACAGCGAGAACAGUUGCUGCAAAAUGGAGCCGAGUCACCACCAACUGUAAGUGUGAAUGGCCAAGCGCCAGCAAUGUCACCGCGCGAAGCAGCUCUCAACGCCAUGGAUAUAUCAACACGCUUCACACUCUGGAGCAUUUACGGCAAUCAAAACGGCGUACACGCAUCUCCGCCUGAUCUCGAGCCACAACGCGAGGCCUUGAACCUGAGCGAGAGUCCGGGCUCCAGCACAUCAGGCGGCAAGCGCGAGGGCUCUCAGUCCUCGCCACCACCAGCUAAACGACGUCCAGCAUCAGCAUCGCCUAGCGCCACACCGCCUUCAUCUGCGCUAGCGCCACCUGCACACAUAUCGCAGCUUAAUACGCCUUCUACGUCGCACGCUUUUAAUGGACCGUCUACGUCGCAAGCUUUUAAUGGACCUUCUACAUCGCACUCUUUUAAUGGGCCUUCUACGUCGCACGCUAUAAAUGGGCCUUCUACGUCGCAAGCUUUUAAUGGGCCAACCACCAAUGGAACCAACGGAGCCGCUUUUAAGAUCACCACUAGAGGUGACGCCAGCACAGGUGACCAGCAGCUGGUAGUGACAAUAGAACUGAAUGGUGUCACAUACGAGGGCAUACUCUUUCCUGCCAAUAACUCAGAAAAUGAACACAGGCAAAUGGUGUCUUAA